ACUCUGAAAUGGCUACAUCUUAAUGAGCCCACUUGGCUCAGUCCCUGGGGUUUGUCAGCUGUCCUUGGAGGGCAUAACCUGGUGUGAAGUGGCUGAGGCAGACUGUGAAGAUCCUGGCACAUAAAGGCUGUUGAUGACCACACUUGCCCCAACCAGGCAGAGUUGUACAGAUGUUCUGUGCUGCAUCAUCUUCAUACUGUUCAUCAUUGCCUACAUUCUUUUAGGACUUGUGGCCUGGGUACAUGGAGACCCCAGGAGAGUGGCCUACCCUACAGACAGCAAGGGCCACUUUUGUGGCCAGAAGGGCACCCCCAAUGAGAACAAGACCAUUUUGUUUUACUUUAACUUGUUCAGCUGUACCAGUCCCUCUGUGGUGGUAAACCUACAGUGCCCUACCACACAGAUCUGUGUCUCCAAGUGCCCAGAAAAAUUUUUAACUUACAUGGAAAUACAGUUUAGGUACAGAACAAACAAACACUAUUGGAUGUACUACAGCCAGUUCUGCAAAUCCCCUUUUGUUAAGCCUGCAAAGACUGUCACACAAGUCUUACUGGAUGAUGAUUGUCCAAUAGCAAUUUUUCCAAGCAAACCAUUUCUCCAGAGAUGUUUCCCUGACUUCACUACUAAAAAUGGCACUUUGACAGUAGGAAAUAAGACAAUAUUUGAAGAUGGAAGUGGAAAGACCAGAAAUGCUGUAGAACUCAGGACAGCUGCAAAUCGUGUCAAUAAAAUCCUUGAUGCAAGGGCAAUUGGAAUGAAAGUAUUUGAAGACUAUGCAACAACUUGGUAUUGGAUUCUCAUUGGCCUGACUAUCGCCAUGCUCCUUAGUUGGUUGUUUGUGAUACUCCUGAGGUUCACAGCUGGAUUCCUCUUCUGGGUCUUCAUGGUGGGUGUGAUUGGAAUUAUAGGUUACGGAAUAUGGCACUGUUACCAGGAACAUAGCAAUCUUCAGGGACGGCCAAAUUCUCACUUAACUAUAUAUGACAUCGGGUUUCAGACUGAUAUAAGCAUGUACUUCCAACUGAAACAAACAUGGUUUGCAUUUAUGAUAAUACUCUGCCUUCUUGAAGCGUUUAUCAUCCUCAUGCUGAUCUUCCUCAGGGAACGAAUCCGCAUCUCCAUUGCCUUGCUGAAGGAAGGGAGCAAAGCCAUUGGAUACCUCCCUACUACAUUAAUUUAUCCAGUUUUAACUUUCAUUUUCCUCUCCAUCUGUAUUGCCUACUGGGCAGUGACAGCAAUUUACUUGGCUACAUCGGGGGUACCUAUAUACAAAGUCAUAUCCCCAGAAAGGACAUGUAAACAUGAAAAUACAACCUGUAACCCAGAGAUUUUUAAUACAACUGAAAUUGCCAGAGUUUGCCCUGGGGCUCAAUGUAACUUUGCUUUCUAUGGUGGAAAGAGCCUAUACCAUCAGUAUGUCCCUACCUUCCAGAUGUUCAAUCUAUUUGUCUUUCUCUGGCUUAUAAACUUUGUCAUUGCACUGGGUCAGUGUGCCCUUGCUGGUGCCUUUGCUUCUUAUUACUGGGCCUUGAAAAAACCUGAUGACAUCCCACAGUAUCCAGUUUUUACUGCAUUUGGACGAGCCAUACGAUAUCACACAGGAUCCCUAGCAUUUGGAUCUUUAAUUCUUGCAUUAAUUCAAAUGUUUAAAUUAGUCCUAGAAUACUUGGACCACCGUCUUAAAGAGGCCCAGAACAACAUUUCUAAAUUUCUACAAUGCUGCCUGAAAUGCUGUUUCUGGUGUUUGGAAAAAGUGGUAAAGUUUUUUAACAGAAAUGCCUAUGUUAUGAUUGCAAUAUAUGGCAAAAACUUCUGCAGGUCAGCAAGAGAUGCUUUCAAUCUGCUGAUGAGAAAUGUUUUAAAAGUUGCAGUUAUGGAUAAAGUUACAGACUUUGUACUAAUCCUGGGGAAAAUUCUAGUUGCUGGAUGUAUAGGUGUGCUGGCCUUCUUACUCUUCACACAGAGAUUGCCAACGAUGAUAGAAGGACCAACAUCUUUAAAUUACUACUGGGUACCUUUGCUGACAGUCAUUAUUGGAUCUUACCUAGUUGCACAUGGGUUCUUCAGCGUCUAUGCAAUGUGUAUUGAUACAAUUUUCAUCUGCUUCUUGGAAGAUAUAGAAAGAAACGAUGGUUCUGCUGAAAGGCCCUAUUACAUGAGUCAGUCUCUGCUGAAGAUUCUGAACGAGCCAAGUAUGCAAACUAAGAAGCAUUAGAAGUGCAAACUGUGGUCAUCCUGCAGCGGUGUUACCUAAUCUUCAUCUGCUGUGUCUACACAACACUAGUUUCAUAAGUGCUUUGUGUUUGGAACACUGUAUUCACCACCCUGUUGGCUUUUAUUUGCAUGUUUAAUACCAAAGCUUAUACUGUAAUAUGUGAAGCCAUCAGAAGUUGCAAGGGAAUUGUUAAUAACAUGGUACAUUUUUAUACUAAGAUCUUUUGUUUUGUAAUUCAUUUUUAAAUAUAGUGGCUUGGAUGUUUUGAAAACACUAGUGAAUAUGUUCAUAUUCUUUUAAAUAUUACAUUGAAAAAUGAAACGCUAUUUAAAUCGAUAGCUCCUAAUAUAUUUUUUAAAUUACAACUAAAAGACUUCUGCAGGGAAAAUUGGUCAACAAAGUGAAAUAGAAAAUUUUAAAGUUUUCCCUGCUCCUGUUUGACAGUAAAUUGGUAAAAGGACUGCCUGCUCCAGAUUUUGCUCUCUUUGAGUAUAGAAUGUUUCCUAUUAAACAAAUUGCCAAUCAUCCAGCCUUUACUACUUAGUCCUCUCUGACAAAGUGCCUUACUGGCUGUUUAAUAUUACCCAGAUUUUGUGGGCAAAUUUAUAAACAUUGUUUAAAAAAAAAAAAAAAACCUGCAAUGUUUAGUGAUUGAAACAAGUCUUCUUGAAUUUGUUUUCCUCUUAGCUCACUGGUUGGAAACCACUUGUCAUUUCAGUAUGUUUGAUAUCCUCACUAUAUAGAGUAGUUUUGCAGCAUAAACAAUUUCCCUUGCGCCUAGUGGACAUUCAUGAAUGUGUACUACACGCAAGAAAAAAAAAAGUGAAAGGAUGCUUGUUUUUUUUGUUUGUUUGUUUGUUUUUUUACUAAAAGUGAGAAGUUUAAAAAUCUAAUCUUUUUUAUGGUAGAUCAUUUCUCAGUGUUUUACAGAGUUUGGAAAGGAACACUUUGAGAAAUUACAAAGGGAAAUUUUACCCCUGGAAAGGGUGCUCACAGGUGUCAUGUACUGAAUCGCUGUUUUAAAUGAUUAUUAUCAUUAAGAAGUGUUUUAUGUGUGUUAUUUCCUUUUUUAACUUUUGAUAUGAAAUAAUCAGUUUGUUUAUAAUAACUUUUAUUGUGCUAAUAUAAACAGGAACAUAAUUUCUAAUUCACUUUUAAGUAAUUUUACUAGUAUUACUAACUUUAAAGAAAAUGAAUUCAGUUUGUUACUCAGUGUUAAAGUAUUCACCCCAAUGGAAUGUCAGUCAGAUAUGAUAAUUUGUGAAAGCUUUGAGAAUCAACAGUAAGUUAUCAGCUUAUCUAUGAUCACAUUUAUUUAAAUGUGACUUUAGAUAUUCUUUUAUGCCAAAAACAAACUCACAUGAGCACAUGACAGUCUGAGCUCUAUAAUCAGUGUGCUUCUGCUGUGCAGAAAUAUUAGGAACAUAUUGUCUAAAUAUCUUUGAUAACUAAAAUGUUUAAUAUUUAAUGAAAUUUGUUGUUACUCAUCAUUUUAAA
This is a messenger RNA of Mirounga angustirostris (Northern elephant seal), 3712 nucleotides long. RefSeq names its product solute carrier family 44 member 5 (gene SLC44A5). Gene Ontology annotation, biological process: transmembrane transport. NCBI's taxonomy places the organism in Eukaryota, Metazoa, Chordata, Mammalia, Carnivora, Phocidae. The coding region runs from base 134 to 2215 and encodes 693 amino acids. Gene Ontology annotation, molecular function: transmembrane transporter activity. The transcript is spliced from 21 exons. The record is from RefSeq and is a predicted model, not a curated record.